Nannochloropsis gaditana CCMP526 is the source of this 1532-nucleotide messenger RNA. RefSeq lists its product as uncharacterized. The transcript has 2 exons. The record is from RefSeq and is a predicted model, not a curated record. The coding region runs from base 1 to 642 and encodes 213 amino acids.
AUGCACACAUCUGACGCUUCGCGCUGUGUGGUUUCUCCUCCUCUGGCGGAUCCCGAUCAACGCAUUGUCAAUACACGCCUGCUAGUCGAGCAAGAGCUUGCAAUAGCGAGACUGGCUCGGCACCACAUCAGUCCCCCGGACUCAUGGACCGACCCGCACGCUGUAGCUCUCACCCUGGCCGCUGUCCAGGUGUUGACAGAGGAAGCUAAGGAAAAAGGAAUAAAACUUAAGAAGCAACUGCCAGUUAUGUUUAUUGAAACACAAGAGACUUCUAAGGAAAGCGAUUUUGGGCCAGCACGUCAUACAAGCACUUGGACGAGAUUGCCUGAGACACUGGCAACGGGCCUACCUUCUCGCGUAUUGCGGCGCGGGGCUGCGGAGCUGAAUCUUCGUCUACAAGCAUAUGAGAAGGAGCUUGAGAAAGUAGAGGCGCACUUGAAGAAAACUGCGCGUGAGGCAGAGGUACUGGAAAAGCUAGCCCCGCUGCUGACGGUGGAGAGGGAUCCUGGGUGGCUGCUUGAGAAAGCGAGACAGAAAGUUGAAAGCCUCCUGCAGCAGCACGGAAGGAUCAUGACGCAGGAAGAGGCGGAGGAGGCAAACCUGAUUGCGGCGCGGGCAAGACGUACCGGAGUCUCUUUGUAACCCCGUACAGGGCCGUUUCUCUCAUGUAAUGCGCCGUGAACAAGGCGGAAACCGAAUCAAAACUCCCACUUCUCUUCAAUACCAACCACGCUAUCGGCACCGAGACCAGGCCUACCACUGUGACCUUAAUAUUGUAUGCCGCAAAGAAUGACUUUGCGUGGCGAGGACAAACAAACAUUCGAAUGCGAGCAAGAAACACCGCCGAGAGUGAAGGCGGAAAGGCCCGCGCCGGCUGUGGCAUAGAGAAGGGAGAAGACUAGAAAUGAAGCAGAUGCGGAGGGCGUUUCGCGUUUAGUAGUAGCGAGGAUUAGAAAGAAGGCAGGAAAAUCUGUAGCAACGGUCUGCAAUAGCUGACUGACGUACACGUAUCAUGGACCACCAACCAGCGACUAUCAAGUUAUUGGCCAGAUAGCCCGACGCGAUCCCUACCAGAGCCUGCAGCUGCAGGGGGGCGAGGGUAAAAGCAGCCAGCUAUGUGACGUCGAUAUCAUAUAUCAGAGUCUACAAGAAAGGACUUAGGAUGAGGGGAAGUUAGCUCAAAGUAGGAUCGAGAUCACACAGUCUUACUUUGGUCGGCAGGACAACAACCGUCAGAUUUAUACAGCUUUCCGUUUAACCACAUGGCCGUCCCUGCCGUUCUCUUUGGCUUUUCUUGCUGUAGUACGAGGGAAGCCAAGAGAGAAAUCGCUGCUACCCCAUACCUGCGUUUAUUAAGCUACUAGGGUGAGUAUCAACCUGGCUAAGGCCCACAUCGAUCCUCCAGGCGGGGCGGAGGAAGCGAUAGAGGGAGAGGCGGCCGUCGACAGAGCGAACGUUAGCGUGAGGUCGAUGCAUUGAGGCUCGGAUGAUAAAGUAUGUAUUUGGCAAACUAUGCCCUUCUUCGCAUUUUG